This is a messenger RNA of Perkinsus marinus ATCC 50983, 276 nucleotides long. RefSeq lists its product as hypothetical. The transcript is spliced from 3 exons. The record is from RefSeq and is a predicted model, not a curated record. Bases 1 to 276 code for a protein of 91 amino acids. NCBI's taxonomy places the organism in Eukaryota, Perkinsozoa, Perkinsida, Perkinsidae.
AUGGUAGAUACCUAUCCAGACCGUUUAUUCGACCUAUUAUGUGAUUUAGAUGCAGCCUGUUGUAGACUAUGUGAGGAUGGUAGGAAGAGCACAGCUCUACCGGAGUCUAACAUGCUCCAACAACAAUGUGUGAACCUUGGAACACAGUUGAGGCGGAGUGACUUGCUUGGCCAAACUAUCGACUCCCUUAAGCCUAGGAAGUUGGCCAUAAUGAUGUUGUUGAUGAUAAUCCCUACGGAAGGGGCCUUACCUGUGGCCCUCAUCCAUCACGACUAA